AUGCAGCAACUUGCCCAGGACGAAGCGCACCUCUAUCCGGUUGGCGCUGAAACAAUAAAACAUGCAUUCUAUGUUGAUGAUAUGAUAUCCGGCGCCGACUCGGUGGACGAAGCCAAGGUUAUGCUAAAUCAGACGAGGAAGUUGCUGUCUCUUGGAAACUUUCAUUUGAGAAAAUGGUGCUCAAACGAUAAUCGCGUUUUGACUGAUAUAGCAGCUAAUGACAAACAGGAAUUCCUAAAGUUCGAUGAUGAUACACACAUAACAAAGGCACUUGGAUUGGUUUGGGACCCCAGUUUAGACGUUUUUAUAUUUUCAUUUUCGCCUUUUGCAACGCCGGCCAAGGUAACUAAGCGUACUAUUCUUUCAGCCAUUGCUAGACUGUAUGACCCGCUUGGUUUGAUCGGACCUGUGGUGGCCAAGGCCAAAAUAUUCCUGCAGCAGUUGUGGAAGGAGGAGCUACAUUGGGAUGAAAGCCCAUCGCAGGCAAUACAAUCGGAAUGGCUGGAAAUGUGCAGUCAAUAUAAGCUAGUUGCACAUUUUAGUUUCGACCGAUACCUGCUAAUGCCCGAAGCUGACCUACAGAUGCAUGCCUUUUGUGAUGCAAGUGUUGCUGCUUAUGGGGCCUGCAUAUACAUACGAGCUGAAAGAGAAGGAUACAUUCAGACCAAUCUGCUUUGUUCCAAAUCGCGCGUUGCCCCGCUUAAAACUCUUACGGUACCAAGGCUUGAGCUGUCUGGAGCAUUGCUGCUAGCCGAAUUGGUCUCCAAG
This is a messenger RNA of Rhagoletis pomonella (apple maggot), 768 nucleotides long. RefSeq lists its product as uncharacterized. The annotation marks the transcript as partial. The transcript has a single exon. Lineage: Eukaryota; Metazoa; Arthropoda; Insecta; Diptera; Tephritidae. The record is from RefSeq and is a predicted model, not a curated record.